Saitoella complicata NRRL Y-17804 is the source of this 698-nucleotide messenger RNA. RefSeq names its product transport protein particle subunit. Bases 135 to 698 code for a protein of 187 amino acids. Gene Ontology annotation, biological process: endoplasmic reticulum to Golgi vesicle-mediated transport; intra-Golgi vesicle-mediated transport. NCBI's taxonomy places the organism in Eukaryota, Fungi, Ascomycota, Saitoellomycetes, Saitoellales, Saitoellaceae. The transcript is spliced from 6 exons. The record is from RefSeq and is a predicted model, not a curated record. Gene Ontology annotation, cellular component: cis-Golgi network membrane; cytosol; TRAPP complex.
GAGCAACGCGGUAACGACGACACGAGUAGGGAUUACGAGAAGUGAAGUAAGUGAAGAUAAAGAAGGUCUUCAAGGACGUGACGCACAAAGACACAACCGACUGGUCUACACGAACGUCAUACAGCACCAACAACAUGUCAAGACACGCCCGAGUAGGGGAGGAAGUUUGGAAGGGGCGAGAGAAGAUUAACGCCGAACUCUUCACCCUGACAUAUGGCUCCAUCGUGGCACAAUUAUGCAAAGACUGUGAUGAUUAUGCGGAGGUGAAUAAGCAGUUAGACAAGAUGGGAUACAAUAUCGGUGUACGCCUGAUAGAGGACUUCUUGGCAAGAUCAGGGACAGGACGGUGUCACGACUUCAAAGAGACCGCAGAAGUCAUCUCAAAGGUCGGCUUCAAGAUGUUCCUCAACAUCGCACCCACAGUCACCAACAUCUCCACAGACGGCAAGACCUUCUCACUGAUCUUUGACGAAAACCCAUUAGCGGAGUUCGUUGAGAUACCGGAUGACGGCAAGGCACAGACGGAGUUAUGGUAUUCGAAUGUGUUGUGUGGCGUAUUACGGGGUUCUCUGGAAAUGGUACAAAUGGCUGUGGAGGUUAGUUUUGUGAGUGAUGUGCUGAGAGGGGAUGAGCAGACGGAGAUGAGGUUGACGCUGGUACGGAUGUUGGAGGAGGAGAUGCCUCCAGGAGAGGAUUAG